AUGGUCAAAUCUACGCCGCAGUUUACCCAUCGCCGAAGACCUUUUCUUCCAGAAAUCAUAACCCACUGUAUCGCCGAAUUUAUCGGCGUGUUUCUCUACGUCCUCCCUGGUGAAGCGGCAACAGCUGGUUUUUUGUUGAGCUCUGCAAGUAAAACAGCCGGAUUGGGAGAUUUGUUGAAUAUUGGUAUUGCCUGCGGCAUUGUUCUUGCCAUCACUCUCACGCACGUGUCGGGCCCACAUUUGAGCCCUGGCGUUACUAUUGCGGUAACUGUUCUGAAGGGAUUUCCUCUGUGGAAAGUGAUCCCUUACAUCAUGUCUCAGAUGCUCGGUGCGAUUGCCGCAACAUUAUGUAUCUAUGGAGUCUAUGAUCAUUCUUUUCGCAAAGUUGAGCAAGGACUGGUGAUGCUCGGUAAAAAAAAUCUAGUGAUCUCGCCUUCUGGUCCAGGUGGAGUGGGAGCGAUCUUACCUGGCGAGUCGCAUGACCUCGGACAUACCAUACUUGGCUUGACCAUCUUUGGAGCUUUAGAUCGGAAUAAUCCGGUCUUGAGUCCAACCAGUAUCCCAUAUCUGAUCGGCAUGGCUUACUUGAUUGCUAUCAUCGGGUUCGCCCCCAACACCGUUGUCCUCAACACGGCACGAGGAUUGGGAGGACAAAUCGCCACCAGUAUGAUCUACGGUGCAGAAGUGUUUGAGAAUAAAAGUUUCAUAGUGAUGGCCACACUUACCAAUAUUCCAGCGACCUUGCUAGGAGGUCUUUUAUAUAAGUGUUUUCUCGAGAAUAAUGAUCCACCCACAGAAAUUAAAUCCACUAAUUACGACAACGCGCCAUCAACUCGACAUGCGUAA
Molecule: messenger RNA, 846 nt
Organism: Melampsora larici-populina 98AG31
Lineage: Eukaryota; Fungi; Basidiomycota; Pucciniomycetes; Pucciniales; Melampsoraceae
Exons: 9
Coding region: 1-846 (281 amino acids)
Biological process (GO): water transport; glycerol transmembrane transport
Cellular component (GO): plasma membrane
Molecular function (GO): glycerol channel activity; water channel activity
Source: RefSeq, a predicted model, not a curated record